GUGCGCUGCGCUAUAGGACAGAGUAACAGAGGACACUGGUUUGGGCGUUGCAUCGACACAGGCUUGUAAUAUGGAGCAACAAUCUUCGGCUUCGAAAGAGACUCGGGUGGUGGUGGACUUUCUGAGAGGGUCGAAAUCCAGCAUCAAACCGCAUGUCGGCGUCCUGAACGGCAAGCGUGUGGAGUACUUCAAAGGCUCCAAGGCGACAGCGGCAUUGCUCUCGCCAGCCUACGCCAAACUCAAAGGCGCACCGCCAGUCGCAAAUGAAGAGGAAGCCAACAAGCUGUUGCACGGAAUCAUCCCAUAUGCAUUCUUUCUGCGCGCAGACAAGGGGCCGAAGACAAAGGAAGGAGGGAGAGUACUGCAGAUCAACACGAUGCAAAUGUUCCAACCCGAGCUGUACUAUGUGUGGCUCUAUGAGGGCUCGCAGCUCGGGGUCAAGCUCGCAGGCCUGGGCAUGGUCGCCGUCAUGCUCGCCGGCGUCAUGUUUCCGCUAUGGCCGCCCAUCAUGCGCCAAGGUGUUUGGUAUCUCUCGAUUGGCGCCUUGGGCCUGAUCGGUCUGUUCAUCGCUAUCGCCAUUUUCCGACUCAUCUUUUACGUCAUUACGAUCGUCGUCGCUAGACCGGGUAUCUGGAUCUUCCCCAACCUCUUCGAAGAUGUCGGAUUCGUUGACAGCUUCAAACCACUGUGGGCAUGGGACAUCCCGCCUCCACCAAAGAAGAAAAAGACACUUUCUAUCGCUGUGGACGCUUCGCAUGGCACUACACAGGCCAAGAGGCAAGCAGUCGCAAACCUUCCCGGCAUCGGGCCUGUGGCUAGCCCGCAGAUGAAUGCUACCCCCCAAGCAGUCGCAGCGACUCCGACCACUGCAAAUGCGCCAUCUGUCACUCCGAGCAAUUCGGAUGCCAACGGCGGCUUCGGCGCGCAGCAGCAGCAGCCGCCGCUAAGUGCGUCGGCGAACCAGCAACAGUACGACAAGCUGGACGAAUUGGAUUAGGUGCGAAUUAGGUUACUCCCCUCUUGCAUUGCCCUACUGUACAACAGGCUUUACACAUGCAAACACAGAUACUAGGAGGUAUACAUCC
This is a messenger RNA of Tilletiaria anomala UBC 951, 1085 nucleotides long. RefSeq names its product translocation protein. The transcript is spliced from 5 exons. Gene Ontology annotation, biological process: post-translational protein targeting to membrane, translocation. The record is from RefSeq and is a predicted model, not a curated record. Gene Ontology annotation, cellular component: endoplasmic reticulum; endoplasmic reticulum membrane. Lineage: Eukaryota; Fungi; Basidiomycota; Exobasidiomycetes; Georgefischeriales; Tilletiariaceae. Bases 71 to 997 code for a protein of 308 amino acids.